UUCCGGUUCAACAUGGCUGCCUCCUGACUGACUGCCUGCAGACGCCGGAGCUCGUAGAGACAAGUGGUCUCGAUUUUGUAAAAAGUAUCAAAAUGCCGCUUGUCGUGAUGUGUGGAUUUCCUUGUAGCGGUAAAAGCAGACGAGCCCAGGAAUUAAAAGAGUAUUUUCUGAGCCAGACAGACAGGAAGGUGUAUGUGGUGGGAGACGAGACGGUGGGAGUGGAUAAGAACAGUGUUUACGCAGACUCCCAGAAAGAGAGGAAUCUGAGAGGAGCCCUGCGAGCUGAGGUGGAGAGGAAGGUUAACAAAGAGGAUGUUGUCAUUCUGGAUUCCCUAAAUUACAUUAAAGGUUACAGAUAUGAACUUUUCUGUCUAAUAAAACACACGCAAACUCCCCAUUGCCUGGUAUAUUGCUUGACAUCAGCAGAAGUCAGCUCUACCUGGAAUAAGUGUGGAGAUGUAGAAAAGCAGUAUUCCCAGGAAAUUUUAGAUGCCCUCAUUAUGAGAUUUGAGACUCCGGACUCUAGGAACCGAUGGGACAGCCCUCUCUUCACUGUUCAGAAAGAGGACACACUGCCAUUUGAAGCAAUCUCCGAUGCCAUCUUUCACAGAAAAGCACCUCCGCCUAACCAGUCUACACAAAGUCAGCCACUGUCGUCUACGAACUUUUUGUACGAGUUAGACAAAGUUACCCAGGAUGUGCUCAUGGCUGUUUUGAAUGCUCAAAAGACUAGUGUCCCAGGGGAGGUCUUAGCUGUACCUGGAGCCACAGAAAAAAUAGAGCUGACCAGAAGUCUCAACAUGGCUGAGCUACGCAAGCUUCGUCGUCAGUUCAUCAGUUACGCCAAGAUGCACCCAACAGAAAACAUCGGGCAAAUCGCUAACAUGUUUGUACAAUAUUUAAACAAGAGCAUGCAUUAAUAUUUUAUUAAAUAUUAUAAAGGUACACUUUAAUAUUUUAUAUGGACUUAGCAGGAACCUUCAGUUUCAUUUUAGCCAUUGUUCUUAAUCUAUUCCUGAGUCACACAUGAGAUCAAGAGUAGAAAUGGAAAACUGACUUAUCUAUUCCAUUUCACUGUCCCGAUUUCAAAAUGAACAUUGAAUACAUUGAGAGAGUGCUGAAAUUUUAUUUGAAAACCCUUCGUCUAAAAUAAAAUCCUGCAUUGUAAAUAUGCUUAAAACCCGGCCUUACAAGGCAAUUUUUUAUUUGUUUUGAUGUGAUGAAUUUUUAAAUAUUGGAGAGUAUGGAAUUAAUAAAUACAUGACGUGUUUUAAGUCUU
Messenger RNA from Lepisosteus oculatus (spotted gar), 1279 nucleotides. RefSeq names its product KTI12 chromatin associated homolog (gene kti12). The record is from RefSeq and is a predicted model, not a curated record. Lineage: Eukaryota; Metazoa; Chordata; Actinopteri; Semionotiformes; Lepisosteidae. Gene Ontology annotation, biological process: tRNA wobble uridine modification.